AGAGCGAAGAAACAUCCAAUAUUUUUAAAUUGUUGUUCACGUGAGUCUGUAGUUUCCAUGGUGAUGUGUAGAGGAUGUAGUACAGACUUGACAUUUCUCUAGUUUUUGUUUGCGUUAUAAUUCAGAACUUAUUUUCAAUUUUUGUUAAAAAUCAGUUUGAGGAGUUCGGAAACAAUAAGCUCUGUAAGAAAAUAACAGACUGUGUAAUAUAUAGAAAAUGAAUUCAGUGGUGAUUAUCACCCUUCUGUUAGCGGUCUACAUAGAUCUUGGACUAACCUCAAAAACGAAAGAUAAACUGAGUUCUUUACGUCGAUGGAUGAGAAAACGUGACGAGGACAGUAAGAGCAGAGGCAUAGACCAACAAAUUAAUAACCCAGGAUUUCAAGAAAAAUUCUAUUACAGUCAGCCAGGGGCUGAAAGUUCAAGAGGAACAGCCCGAAUAACUAUAACUAACUAUACGGGUCCAAGCCGUCCAAGCAAGACUUACAAUUAUCCCUUUGGAAAAGAAAGAACAAAGUAUGUCUAUGUUAAUCCUCAGAAUAAAAGCAGGAAUUCAGACGAAGGAUCGGUCAGCGGGAGAAGAAACUCCAGGAGAGGACAGACAGUCGUGGUGGUGGACAGUCCAUCAAGCCAAUCUGAUGCAAGGAGACCACUGCCCAGCACGCAGUCUGGAUGGGGGUACGACCAACAGGAGAACGAUGAGGAGACCAGCAGGCAGGACGAACUGAGGCGGCAGCGCGAAGAGCUUCUCCGGAAGCGUCAGGAGAUCGAAACUUUAAGGAGGAAACAAAAAGAAGAGGAAGAGGCCAUUAGGAGAGAGGUGGAGGAGCAAAGGAGGAGAACUGAGGAUGAGACGCGACGAAGGUUAACAGAGGAGGAGGAAAGAAAGAGGCGGUUAGUAGAACAAGAGAGGAGACGGAGGGAAGAAGUGAGAAGAAGAGAGGAAGAAAGGAGGAGGGAAGAGGAAAGGAGAAGAGAAGAGGAGAAAAGAGUAAUAAGAGAACCUGGUGUUGAGACCCCAGAUUCAUUGCGGAGAGCUAUGGAGGCUAGAAGACGCAAUUUAGAAGCAGAAGAAGCUAGAAGACGUAAUUUGGAAGCAGAAGAGGUUAGAAGACGCAAUUUAGAAGCAGAAGAGGUUAGAAGACGCAAUUUAGAAGCAGAAGAAGCUAGAAGACGUAAUUUAGAAGAGUCCAAGAGAAGGGAUUACGAACAACAGAGGAGACUUCAAUGGCGCUGGAGGCAAGGCUCCAACGUGACGUCUCCUAGCCCACCCGUCACGUGGACUCAGAGCCAGGGCUCAAGGACCACAUACCUACCAGGAAAUCAAUACACGUACCCCUCUGGGUCAGCGCAAGGUUGGGAUCAACAAACUGGAUAUCGCUAUGGAGAUCCAAGAGUAGUCGUGAGUGGUCAAGGGUUCGCCAACACUGGAUACAGAACGCAGUAUGACUACGGUCAAAGCAACUACGAUCAGGAAGACUCAUCGGACUGUCCAGAUCUGGGGCUAGAGAUGCGUAUCAACGGCCUUGACUGUCGAAAUGCCAUUCGAACCUUUGGCACUUACUUGUGCUACAGUCACGAGUUGACAUCGAAACUGUGUUGUGAAACAUGCAAAGAAGUAAAACAGCCUUCAAAUGUAGGCUGUGAAUAUGGGGACCAUGUAGACAACUGUAAAAUCUUAACGCCAUCUGACUGUUACGAUUUGAGAAACAGACAUUCUUGUUGUGCGACAUGCGAACGCUUCAAGAAACAAAAUGCCCCAGCUGGUUGUGAGUACGGCGAUGCAGUAGGGCGGUGUGACAGUGUUCGACAGAAUCCUGGGCUGUGCUAUAUCCCCAACAACCAGAGAAGCUGUUGCCAGACGUGCAGUCAGAUUCAGAACGCCAAUAAUCCCAGUUGUGCCUAUGGAGACUUUAUGCCUAGUCUAUGCCAGCCUUAUGACAGUAACACAUCUGGCGGAGUUAGAGUCAACUGCUACUCGCCGCACAGACGGAAAAUAUGCUGUCAAACUUGCGAACAGAUUCGUGAGUGGGCGUCCGUGGGUAUGCCUUCAGAUUGCCAGUAUGGUGACAAGCCAAUCUCUUUUUAUUACCCUCAAUAUGGCCGACUGACCUGUUCUAACUUGUUCCAGUUUCUUGACGUCAGCGAAUGUCGCACCAACCCUGUAGUAGCUUCCAACUGUUGUUACACUUGCAACAGAUAUAUCAACAACAGAGGGUGAUCUGUAACAACACACAUAACAGAGUGUAAUCUCCUGUAACGCAAACAAUAGACUUUGAUCCAGAAUGACACCAGACAAUAUAAGUUUGAUCUAACAAUAAUACCAGACAAUACAGUUUGAUACAACCACCAUAGACAAAAGCAUGGCCGAAUUUGGGGGUCUGGAGGCCCCGGGGCAACGAAGGAUAGAAAGCUCCUUAUUAUUUUCUGACUAAAGAAAACUGUUUUCCUUCUCUUUCAAAAACUGUAUUGCCAACAAACAAAUUUGAUUCCACACAAAAUGUAAUUUGUUAAAAGUCAAAUACAAUUUACUAAAACUAAAUUACAGCGGUAGCGAAUGGAACUGUGCGAGCUUUUUUCUCUAUUGUGGAGGCCCCACCUGUGGUGACCCUGGUGCAAUAGUUCGGUCUGACCCCCAAAUCCGGCCUAGACAGAAGAGUUUGGUGCUAAACAACACAGACAAGUGACAAUUUGAUCCACAAUCACUUAGACUCUAGACUUAAUCUUCUUUAAAAAGAUGAUUCAGAAAUUACGCCAUAAGAUAAUAUAAUAGUGCAGACAAUUGCGUAGGAUCAGCAUUAACAGUUGACAUUGAAAUGUAAUCAAUAAUAUUUCCAUUUCGACGAUAUAAAGCUAGAUCUGCAAUAGCACCAGACUCUAAACUGUGAUUAAAGACACUCUGACAAUACAUUAUGAGCUGCGAAAUCACAGACGGAAGUUUUAUCAACAGCAAUAGAUCUCUAACGCAAACAAUAGAAUGUGAUACACAGCCACACUUAGAAACAGCCUGAAGAGAUAGAUUUACGCUUAUGUAGUUGUCAAAAGUUGGAUUUAUCUAGAUUAAUCUAGAACAAGCUAAGGCAAUAAAGUGUUUAAAAAAGGGGGGGCAGGUGAAAUAAUCAGGAUUAACUACUGAUUCUUGUCUUACCUACUAAUCUUCUUGUCACAAUAAACAGCUUCUUUGAUUUAUAUUCUAUGGCCUGCUAGAACAUGUUUUAGAGAAACAAGAUUUUUAGUUCCUGAAAAACUUCCUCCUUAGUAACAAUACAAGUUUUGAAAGCCUCUGAAUAGACCUGUCACGUUUGUAGGGAUCUCUUUUACGGUUCUUCUAUUGUAAUGUGAACAGCAGGGGUGUAUUUUUUAAAUUAAGGCCUAAGCCCCGGGACCUUGCAUUGAAUAAAGAAACAUUGUGAAAAGAAUAACAUUGAUACACAUUAUAAUUAAAUAUUGAAGUGUUGUGUUUAUGUUGUAUUCACUCAAUGGACGUUGUGGCUAUAUGGGCAUUGUGCAAAUGCACCGGGCAACCGAAAGGGCCGCAUGGAUAUAACUAUGCCCCCGUAUUAAAUUGUCAAAGAUUUUGUAAUAUUCUCUUAUAAAAAGGCCCCUUUGAGCGUUGUGCUAAAUAAAAAUAAAUCUUUUGCAGACUCAGCAGUGUAAUACUAAUUUAAUCUUAACGCAUUUUCCGAAAUAAUGUAAUAGCCAACAUCCGUAGACAAGUGCUACUAGUGGGCUUCAUCCUUUAUGGGCCUACACACUUAUAGCGAUAAAAAAUUAACAUAAGGCCAAUAUUUUUUAUAAUGGUAUAGAGUUCAUAUGCACGCGUACAGUUUUCAAAUCAUUAUCAAACUUAGCAUAAUGAUUUUGAGGACAGGCAGGCCUAUAAUCGGAUGUCCAUCAUGUGAAAUUUAUGGGCCUGAUUGUAUAGAAUUGCCCGGGCCGAUUUUGACAUCCAGAUGAUCCAGUCCGUCCCUGAUUCACUCCAUGCUUUGUACCAUUGUGUGUUUAGUGUUUAUAAUCUGUUUUUAUAUUGUAAUUGUUUAACUAUUCUAAAAUUAUGAUAUGUAUUGUAUCCGCUAUUUUAUUGUUCACUGACCUUACUAACAGUGUGAUGGUAUAACUAAGCUAGUCUUCCACAUCUAUAUACAUUGUGCUGCUUUUUUAAAUAUGUAAAUAGGUUUUACCAUCCAAUGACAUUGAAUAGUCUGAUUCUGGUUUAUCUCUUUAAACUGACAUACAAGUUACAGUGUAAUCUCGAAUUGUGAUGUGAAAAAAAAAGAGGAAAAUUUCAGUAACAAUGAAAUUAUUUUGUAAAGGAACGUCUGUAAUUUUUUUUUUUUAAUAAUAAUAGUUUCCCUUUAUGUCCUUAGUGCUCUCCCUUCGCUGUGCCCCACUGCCACUCGCAUUUUUAUCAUUUGAAAUGAAUUUAUUUAUAUGAAAUGAAUUUGUUCAUAAACAUAUUAUUGUUAUUAGAAAAUAGAUAUGCGAAUGUAUUAUGGAAAUUAAAAAAAAAAUUAAAUAAACUGAAUACACACUAGAAAAGUGUUACUUUUUUACUUUCAAAAAGGGGCAAAAGUCAAUCUGUACGUUUUAUUAUCUUGUCUGGUAUCUUGAACAAGGGAAAGAAAUCGUACUUGACAGAUGUGGUGGUAUUAGUUGAGACAUCUUGAGCCUAGAGUGAUCAUUUUUUAUGCAUUUAAAAAAAAUGUACCCCCUUCUCUCCCCCCUCCCCUCCCUUUUUCCUAACUGGUCCUAGACAAGUGAUAGGAUCAUAGACCAGGGGCGGACUGGGUGUUAAGAUCGGCCAGGGCAUUUCUAUACACUUCGGCUCAUAUCGUACGAGGGGCAUCCAAUUCUAGGUCUACCUAAUGUAUCGAUAACUGAACGCAUGCAUACAAUGAAUCUUCAUAAGUAAGAAAUAUAUAGGCCUUAGGUUGCUUUUUAAU
This is a messenger RNA of Biomphalaria glabrata, 4943 nucleotides long. RefSeq lists its product as uncharacterized. The coding region runs from base 218 to 2221 and encodes 667 amino acids. The transcript is spliced from 9 exons. NCBI's taxonomy places the organism in Eukaryota, Metazoa, Mollusca, Gastropoda, Planorbidae. The record is from RefSeq and is a predicted model, not a curated record.